CGCAGCGCCACCUUUACAGCCAUAUGUGUUUGUAUACAGCGAACAACUGAGCGAAUAUUCCGGCGGUUUAUUUUAUCUGGGAAGUAGAUAGGUUGAGCUAAUUCAUGGAUUCAGACGAACCAGGCAGUGGGGGCAGUACACCACUCCAGGAUGAGCCAGACUAUGAGGCUGAAAAUGGGGAGGGGGAAGAAGAUGGCCCACCUCGUACUCCUGGCGGAGAGUCAGACCAUGGCCCCCAGAGUGUUGAGGCAGGGGGCGAUGCUGAGGGGUCUGACAAUGACCAGCCAGUGACGCAGGCUGAUGAUGGAGAUGACUACUUCAGUGAUGGCGGCGAGGUAGAGCGAGAGGAAGUCCAGCGGGAUGUUGACGAUGACGACGACGUUGAGCGAGAAGAGGUGGAACGGGAGGUGGAAGAUGACCAAGAAUAUCAGCCUGGCAGUGACAACGAGGAUGCCAGGCCUGGAUCAGGUAGUCCACCAGGGUCUCCAGCCAGUGGAUCUGUUGCUAGUCCUCCGGCGUCUCCUAUGAGUGUUGCUAGUGGACCACGGUCUCCACCUGGAAGUGGGCCCCAGUCUCCGGCUGGUAGUCCCCCAGGAUCUCCUGGCAGUCCAAUGAGCAUGGACGGGUCUGGUAGUCGACCUGGGUCAUAUGUCGGAAGUGGCCCCCAGUCACCUGCUGGCAGUGGGCCCAGGUCGCCAGCAAGUGGUCCAGCUUCUCCAGCUGGUAGUGGUCCUCAAAGCCCUCAGUCACCCGGCAGUGGCCCUGCGUCCCCAGCUGGCAGUGGCCCUGCAUCCCCAGCAGGAAGUGGGCCACUGUCACCGGGCAGUGGCCCUGCAUCCCCAGCAGGAAGUGGGCCAGUGUCACCCGCAGGAAGUGGGCCAGGGUCGCCUGCAGGAAGUGGGCCAGGGUUGCUGGCAGGAAGAGGGCUGCAGUCCCCUGCAUCACCAAUGUUCAGUGCACCCAACUCCCCAAUGGGAUCCCCAAUGGCUCCAGGUCUUGAGUCAUUCCUACAAGAAGAAACACAACCCAGAUCUGAUCGGAGUCGCUCCCCAUCUCCCGGAAGGAGCCGGGCACCGGGAGGGUCGCCAUCUUACAGCCCUAUGGGCAGUCCAAGGAGCGCCUCUCAGUCUCCACCAGGUAGUCCCAGAGGCUCCCCACCUAGCCCAGGCCCAGGCUCAGACAAGGAGAAUGAUGGCGCCAGCGACCUGGGAAGUGGUGAUGAAAGACGACCAAAGCCUCGGAGAAUCAUUUCCGAUGAUGAAAGUGACCGGGAACCCGAGCCAGAAGAAAGGAAGAAAGCUAAAGCAAGUGAUGAUGAAGACAGCGAUAAAGAGUCUGUCGCAGAUGGGCUCAUUGCUGACAUUUUUGGCUCAAGUGAUGAAGAUGAAGAAUUUGAGGGUUUUGGUGAAGCUGAUGUAGAAGCCCAUGCCAAGAAGAAAGAAAAAAAGAAAACAGCUGCGAAAUCUGAUGACGAGGAUGGUCAGACUGGGGAAGCCGCGGGUCCGACCGGUGCCUUGCCUGAGCUGUCUGAUGAUGAGAAUGAAGAUGCUUUACAGAAGGACAACUUUGUGUCUGACUUUGAAUUGAUGAUGGAGAGGAAGAAGGAGGAAAGACAGAGACAGAGGAGGAAGAGGAAAGAUUGUGACAUGAUCAAUGAUAAUGAUGACCUCAUCGCUGACAUGAUUGGCAAGAUGAAACUAGCAGCUGAGGAAGACCGAGAGUUGAACAAGAAGAGACAGGCUGCCACAAAGAAACUGAAGCUGCUUCCAUGGGUCAUCUCCCAACUCAAGAAAGCUGAUCUCCACAUAAUAUUCCUAGACUCUGGGAUCCUUAGUGCAAUUACAGAAUGGUUGGCGCCUCUUCCAGAUAAAAGUUUGCCACAUCUUACCAUCAGGGAAUCUUUACUGAAGAUAUUAUGGGAUUUUCCGGCCAUCAGCUCGGACAGUCUGAAGAUGAGUGGAAUCGGGAAAGCUGUCAUGUAUCUGUACAAACACCCUAGGGAGGUGCGCCCAAAUAAGGAGAAGGCGGGGAAACUGAUCAAUGAGUGGUCCCGACCUAUUUUCAACCUAACAUCAAAUUACAAAACUUUGUCCAGAGACGAGAGAGAACAGAGAGAUUAUGAACAGCUGCCCAAGAGGAGGAAACUCAGUUUAGAAGGAAGUCAGACUCCGAGGAGAGAUAUCGACAAUGCAAUGGAAGGAGAAAAGAAAGCCUUGCGUCCGGGUGAUCCGGGGUGGGUGUAUCGAGCCAGAGUCCCUACCCCCUCCAACAGAGACUAUGUUGUACGACCAAAGACAGAGAUAGACUACACAGCAAAGAAGAGUACAGGAAAGAAGGAUCCAAGUCGGUAUGAUAAACAUGCACGAGCAUUUGCAGAUAAAAGGAAGAACAGUAAGGCCCAGAGAGCUAUCACCAUCAGCAUUGAAGGCAGGAACAUGGCCCUCUGAGUCCUGUAGUGCAUGCUGGGAGUGCUGCUUGACAACCAAUCACCAUCAACAUUGAAGGCAGGAACAUGGCCCUCAGUCUUCUAGUGCAUGCUGGGAAUGCUGCUUGUCUACCAAUCAGUGAUUGAGUUGAUGACACUUAGCCAUACAGAUCUGCAGGCUGUUCACCGAUAUAGAGAUGUAAUGAAAAUGAUAUUUUCUGAGGAUUACUUUUGAUCUGC
Haliotis rufescens (red abalone) is the source of this 2665-nucleotide messenger RNA. Its product is annotated as protein IWS1 homolog. The coding region runs from base 105 to 2447 and encodes 780 amino acids. The record is from RefSeq and is a predicted model, not a curated record. Gene Ontology annotation, cellular component: nucleus. The transcript has 18 exons. NCBI's taxonomy places the organism in Eukaryota, Metazoa, Mollusca, Gastropoda, Lepetellida, Haliotidae. Gene Ontology annotation, biological process: poly(A)+ mRNA export from nucleus.